GUCACCGCCGCGUCCCUUCAGGAGGAGGCCGGAGCCAAGCAAAAUGGCGGCCGCGUUGCCGGACGCGAAGGGGGACUGAGAGGCGGCGGGGCGGAGGACGGGGCGUCUCGAGCGGCGCCCCCGAAACGCGUAGAGACGCCCCAGAGGUGGGAGGCGGGGGCGAGGAGCCCGCGGGGGGCCCGGCGGAGCCCCGCUUUCCCCCCGGCACCCCCUUUCGAAAACCCUCCCGCUGAGGGACUACUCGAGCGCAGGCUUCAGGCCUCCCCUCAGAAACGCUAGGCCGCGCUUGGCGACUACUCGAGCUCAGGCUUCAGAUCCUCCCUUUGACAGGCCAGGCCCUUGUUUCUUUAUUGAGUGCCUUUUCGGCUGGCUCUGUGCUCGGCAACGGGGCCCAAACCGGACAUUUAACGCUUGGAAAGACUCGGGAGGAUGUCGGACAAUCAGGCCAACAAUCCCCACCACCCCGCCAACAACAAUGUCGGGGGGACCCCGGGGAACAACCGCGGGGUCCGCAACCUCAACCAGAACCCGCUCAUCAACGUCCGGGACCGCCUUUUCCACGCGCUCUUCUUCAAGAUGGCCGUCACCUACGCCCGCCUCUUCCCGCCCUCCUUCCGACGCGUGUUCGAGUUCUUCGUGCUCCUCAAGGCCCUGUUUGUGCUCUUCAUCCUGGCCUACAUCCACAUCGCCUUCUCCCGCUCGCCCAUCAACUGCCUGGAGCACGUGCGGGACAAGUGGCCCCGGGACGGGAUCCUGAGGGUCGAGAUCCAGCGCAACUCCAGCCGCGACCCCAUCUUCCUCCAGUUCUGCGAGGACGACCGGUUCCCUGGGGUGGCCGUGGAGCCGGUGACGGCAACGGAGGAGGAAGAGGAAGAGGAGGAGGAAGAGAUGACCGUGGAGAUGUUCCAAAACAGCUCCAUCAAGUUUGAGCUGGACAUUGAGCCCAAGGUCUACCUCAAGCCCUCGCGGCUGAGCGGCGCCAAAGCGCUGGCCGCCAACGAAAGCCGGGAGUUCUCCUUCGGCGAUGAGACGGCCGCUAAAGGUAUGGAGCCCCUCAGCGAGACUGUGUCCGAGUUUGAGAUGCUAACCAAAGCAGUCUGGCCCCAAGAGGAGUACAUUGUGGAGUAUUCCUUCGAGUACGGCUUCUUGCGCUUGUCGCAAAGCACCCGCCAGCGCCUCAGCAUUCCCGUCAUGGUGGUCACCUUGGAUCCUACCCGGGACCAGUGCUUUGGCGACCGGUUCAGCCGGCUUUUGCUGGACGAAUUUCUCGGCUACGACGACAUCCUCAUGUCCAGCGUCAAGGCUUUGGCGGAAAACGAAGAGAAUAAAGGUUUCCUCCGCAACGUGGUGUCCGGGGAGCACUACCGCUUCAUCAGCAUGUGGAUGGCCAGGACCUCCUACUUGGCCGCUUUCGUCAUCAUGGUGAUUUUUACCCUCUCGGUCUCCAUGCUGUUGCGAUACUCGCACCACCAGAUCUUCGUUUUCAUCGUGGACCUGCUGCAGAUGCUGGAGAUGAACAUGACCAUCGCCUUCCCGGCGGCCCCGUUGCUGACGGUCAUCUUGGCCCUCGUGGGCAUGGAAGCCAUCAUGUCGGAGUUCUUCAACGACACCACCACGGCCUUCUACAUCAUCCUCAUCGUGUGGCUGGCUGACCAGUAUGACGCCAUUUGCUGCCACACCAACACCAGCAAGAGACACUGGCUGAGGUUUUUCUACCUCUACCACUUUGCCUUCUACGCUUACCACUACCGCUUCAACGGGCAGUACAGCAGCCUCGCCCUGGUCACCUCCUGGCUUUUCAUACAGCAUUCUAUGAUCUACUUUUUCCACCAUUACGAACUGCCGGCCAUCCUCCAGCAGAUCCGGAUCCAGGAGAUGCUGCUCCAGAACCAGCAAGUGGGCGCUCAGACCACCCUCCAGGACAACCUCAAUAACAACACCACGGUCGCCCCCAACGACCGGCCCCACUUGGACCCCGCCGGUGCCGUCGGCGAAGCCUCCGGGGAGGGAGCCGCGGCGGCAGCGUCUCUAGGCAGCGACAUGAACUGGGUGGCGGAAACGGCGGCCGUCAUCACCGAAGCCUCGUUCCUCUCCAACCUGAGCGGCUCCUUCCUGGACCCCGGGAUCGACCCAGACGCGCCGGCCGGCGGCGGCGGUGGCGGCUUGCCGGACAUGGCCGUGGCCGCCAGCGUGAUGACCCGCUUUCUCAUCGGCGGAGACGCUUUGGCUGAAGUGGCCUUCGAGGUCCCGUCGAGCGGGGAGGUUUCCCCGGCGGACACGGCGCCGCCGACGCCGUCGUUGUCCCCUCCGCCCUCCGUCGGACUCGUCGACGGGGAACCCGGACCCGUCCCGCCGGAAAGUACUUCUUCGGACCCCGAAUCCAGGUUCCCUCCUCCGUAACGGACUCAGAAGUCAUUCUCGUCGUGAAUGAAACAUCAAUUCCCGCGCCCGGACCGAUACUUUCCCAUGGAGUCUUUCUCCCACGAAGCGGCACUUUCUUGUUGAUUUUUUUCCUUGCUUUUUUGUCGGCUCGAAUAAUGGAUGUUUUAGCCUCCGAAACGCUGGGAGACCCAGAUCGGAGUGAGGAUUAUCGCGGUGAAAUGGGAAACGGGUGGCGGGACGGCACUGCCUUUGACGAAAACUUUUCCUUCUCGCCGUAGGGGGGGAAAAAAUAACUCAAAAUGGGUUGUUGUUGUUAGGACCGUGCAUCCGCUUAACAAUAAAGCAGCCUCUUUCGGAG
This is a messenger RNA of Anolis carolinensis (green anole), 2740 nucleotides long. It is a transcript of the gene tmem259, whose product is annotated as transmembrane protein 259. The record is from RefSeq and is a predicted model, not a curated record. Gene Ontology annotation, biological process: response to endoplasmic reticulum stress; positive regulation of ERAD pathway. Gene Ontology annotation, cellular component: endoplasmic reticulum. The transcript is spliced from 12 exons. Lineage: Eukaryota; Metazoa; Chordata; Lepidosauria; Squamata; Anolidae. The coding region runs from base 430 to 2400 and encodes 656 amino acids.